CGAAGAGUUCAGUCGAUUUUGCUGCUGCAGAAAAGAGAAUAAUUAAGUGAUUUUAAAGUGUUUAAUAAGGAUUAUUCUGUAAAAUAAUCAUUUAGUCGUAUCAGUUCUUGAUUUGGUUAAUUAAAUUAAGUGAAAUUAGUUGAUAUUCGACUGUAAAAAAGGAGAAAUUUCGAUUUGAGGAAAAAGUCUAUAAAAAAAUGGCAGAAUUGACAGCAACUUUGCCAUUUUCUUCCAAUUUAAUUACGGCUGAAAUUCGUGUUGAAAAUCUAGCCGAAUCUUCAUCCACAAUAUCCAUUCCUCAACCAUCACAAUCGAACGUUAUGUCCCAACAACUUGCUAUUGAGGAACCAGAUAAUAAUAAUACAUCCAAUAUGUCAAAACAGCAACAAAAAGAGUUCGACGAGCCAGAGUCAAAACGUCAGAAAUUGGACACGUCAAUGAAAGGCAAAAAGUUUGAAAAGUUAGAAUCGCGAUUAGGAAGUGUUUUGUGCUGUGCUGUGUGCUUAGAUCUCCCAAAAACAGCUAUGUAUCAGUGCAUUAUGGGACACUUAAUGUGCGCUGGAUGCUUUACACAUUUGCUUGCCGAUAGCCGUUUGCGUGAUCAAGUUGCAACAUGUCCAAAUUGUCGUGUCGAAAUCUCGAAAAAUAAUGCAACGAGAAAUUUGGCAGUCGAGAAAGCUGUUAGUGAAUUGCCGAGCGAAUGUCAGUUCUGCAAUCAGGAAUUUCCUCGUUCAACAUUAGACCAUCAUGAACGUAACGAGUGCGACGAACGUCCUACAGAAUGCAAAUACUCUUUAAUUGGCUGCCAAUGGAAUGGACCUAUGCAUGGAGCUAAGGAGCAUGAAGCACAAUGUGCUCAUCCAAAAAAAUCUGGAGCUGACGUUAUGGGAGCAUUGCUGGAUCGCGAGGCACAUCAUGAAGAGGAAAAGAAACUGUUUAGUUGUCUUGUCGAUCUCUUAAGCUACGAGAAAAUUACAUUCAAUGGUAAUAAUGCUGUUGUACGAUGUCGUAAUAUAACAAAAGGGAUAAGAAAUACGAUUAAAAAGAAGAGAAAGAAGCAAAAAUCUUCAACAUCCAAUUCAAACACUCCCACCCGCCCAACUCGAUUGAUGACCACGACCACAGUCACGACUGACAAAACUAAAUCACAUAUCGAUGAAAAUUUAAGAAAUUUCUUAAGACAAUAUCUGAAAAAGUCUUUUUCCAUGACAGAUCUUCGUCUUCAAUCAUAUCGAACGGAUGAGUUCAUUCACAAGCUAUUCUAUGAGACAACACGCUUCUCCGCGUUCAAUCAUCAAUGGAUCGUCAAAGCAAUAGUUAAUAACUCACAACGUGAUGUUCAUCAGUCGAACGAUCGAUUUAUUACUUACCAAGUUGCAUUGAAGACCAAAACACAACAUCCACUGUCGAUUCACUUCUUUGUGCUGCCCGGUCCGUUUUCCGACAUGAAAGUCAAUGCAAAGAUUUACAAGCAUGACUUUACUGAUACUGAAAAUGAGAGUAUUUUCAAUUUAUUACCAUUACCAGAUACAGCUGAAUGUAAUCGGUUGCUGGCUGCAAAGACUAUUAAUUUAAGAUUAGUCAUGUUCUUAGCAUCGAAUUAAGAAGCAUUAAGUUGUAAUGAAGUAAGAGAAUUAGAAAUUCAUUCAAGUAGAAAAUUAUGGAUUACGGAUAAAAAUGUUUAAUGAUGAUGAGAUGAAAAUAACUAGAUCCAUUACCGUUUUAAGCCUACAUGAAGAAACCAAGAUAAUUUCACACCUUUUAAUUUUUUUAUGAGUUAUAUUCGUGGAUUAUGUCACUUUAUAUUUUUUUUUCUCUUUAUUUUCUAUUAGUUUAUUGUGUUUGAUGUAACAUGAAUACUUUAGUACUUCUUUUCAUUUCUAUUAUAUUUUAUUUUACUUUUUAAGUGUGU
Chironomus riparius is the source of this 1912-nucleotide messenger RNA. The record is from the annotation of a GenBank genome assembly. NCBI's taxonomy places the organism in Eukaryota, Metazoa, Arthropoda, Insecta, Diptera, Chironomidae.